Colletotrichum scovillei is the source of this 2580-nucleotide messenger RNA. RefSeq lists its product as uncharacterized. The transcript has 3 exons. Gene Ontology annotation, biological process: DNA-templated transcription; regulation of DNA-templated transcription. Bases 1 to 2580 code for a protein of 859 amino acids. Gene Ontology annotation, molecular function: DNA binding; zinc ion binding; DNA-binding transcription factor activity, RNA polymerase II-specific. NCBI's taxonomy places the organism in Eukaryota, Fungi, Ascomycota, Sordariomycetes, Glomerellales, Glomerellaceae. The record is from RefSeq and is a predicted model, not a curated record.
AUGUCGUCCGCGUCGGAUAUCACCCAGUUCACGUCCGUCUUCCGUGCUCAGUCUCUGUCCGACGGCCAGCGCAGGGUAACAAAGCGCAACCGUCAACCCGUCUCGUGCUUAGCCUGUCGCGCGCGGAAACUACGAUGCGAUCGCGCACUCCCGUGCGGUGCGUGUGUUAGGCGCGGAGACGAAGGGGCAUGCAAGUUUGGGGCUGCUGCCCCCGCCUCUGCCUCUACUUCUGCUUCUACGUCUGCUUCUGCUUCUGCACCUGCAUCUGCAUCUACACCAUCUACAUCUGCUUCUGUCCCUGCCUCUACGCCAGGCGGCGCUAAUGCUGUUACCGGUGCCGGUUCUAUUACCGUUUCUGGAAGCGAUGCUAUUCCUGUCACUUCUGGUGGAAGCAGUAGGAAUACUCCGAGCCUGAGCAUUCGCGGAAACGGCAAUCUAGCCGCUGCCACUUCAGAUGGAGCUACCCGUCAUCGUGGUGGGAGUGGAGCGGGACAGCAGCCGCGUCCAGAGGUUCACUUCCGACUCCGAAAGCUGGAGGAUAUGGUUCAGGACCUCGUCAGGAGGGGCAUGACUUCAUCCAAAGAACGUGACCGGGACGGCCCCCUAUCAACCCCGGCACCGGCCUCAGGGCCGGGCCCCACCAAGCCCGCCGGGACCGUCAACGCCGUGCCGACACCACCGACGGACUCGGAACCACCCCAGAGCGGAAGCAGCACUGGCGACGACUCCCCAGCCCCGAUCGCUAUCGACGGAGACGACGCCUACUAUGGCGCAACGCACUGGACCGCACUCCUCCACCACAUCCGCGAGAUCAAAACGGCCCUCGAACCGGAUUCUACCGUUGCCCCUGAACCGCCCGAAGGUGGCGCCUGCUCCAUCGGCCCGGACUUCCUCUUCGGCGCCGUCGUGCCCGUCUCCCUGCCGGAGGUUCUCUACAGCCUCCCGCCGCGACAGGAUCUCGAGAAGCUACUCGGCGUCUACUUCAACGCUAGGUUCACCGCCGUGCCCUUCAUCCACGUCGGCCGCUUCCAACGCGAGUACGCCGCUUUCUGGGCCAACCCGGAGUCGAUGAGCUGGCUCUGGAUCAGUAUCUUGUUUUCUAUAAUAUCAAACGCCACCGUCAUCGUCCGCGGCAAGGGCAACGCCGAAGCACUCGGCCUCAACCCCGCAAAGCUCAAAGAGGCCUCGGCGUAUUCAGGCCGCGCGGUGCAGUGCCUCAUCAAGGGCAACUACCUCGCCGCGAGACCCUACUCGGUCGAAGCUACGCUCCUCGUCGCCUACUCCCGUGUACUCGGCAGCCGGGACAUGGACCCGGUCCUCUGGAAUAUGUUCGGCGUCGCCACGCGCCUGGCCCAGCGCCGCGGCUACCACCUCGAGCCCUCGCACCUCUCGGCCCCCAUCACACCCUUUGACGCCGAGAUGCGCCGCCGCGCCUGGUUCUACUGCGAGGCGUUUGAUCUGUUGCUAUCCUUCCAGCUCGGCAUGCCGGCCAUCGUCCACGAGGGCGACAACGACGCCGUCGGGCCCGAGAACCACCCGGACGAAGACUUUGACGAGAAUACGACGACGAUGCCGCCGCCUCGCCCGCCGACGGAAGCCACGCCUGCGCUCUACUACUGCUACAAGUCGAAACUCUGCCGGAUCCUGCGGCGCGUCAUCCGCCACGCCCUAUCCCCCGCGCAGCCCGCCUACGCCGAGACACAGGUCCUCAACGACACCUUGCACGCUUGGCAUGCCGCUCUGCCCGCCGUGCUUCGCGUGAGGCCGAUCCGGGAGACGGGCUUCACGGAGCAGAAUCACACGGUCAUGCAGCGGCUGAUGCUGGAGCUGAUGUAUAGCAAGGCGCUGUGCGUGCUGCACCGGCGGUACCUGAGCAGGGAAAAGGGGUGUUAUAACGGUGACCCGCGCUUCGCUUCGUCGAGGGAGAUUUGUAGGGCCGCGGCGCUGCGGGUGCUGGAUUUGCAUGCCGAGUUUGAUCGGGAGGCGAGCCCGGGGGGUAGGUUGUUUGAGGAUCGGUACAUGUUGAGUAGUUUGACGUUGCAUGACUUUAUGAUUGCCGCCAUGGUUGUUUGUUUGGAUUUGAAUGAGAGUACGGAUACGAGUGACGAAGAUUAUGAACGAAAAAUGGAGGCCCUCAAGACGGCCAGCGAGAUCUGGUCGCGGAGGUCAGACUGCUCCAAGGACGCGAGGCACGCGGCGGCGGUCCUGAGGGCCAUGGUCCAGCGCAUAUCGCGGCAGAGGAAACAGCAAAGCACCGAAGAUAUUACGAGGACGACGACAACGGCAGUAACGGCGGCGAGUACUGUAGGUAGUUUCGAUGACACAUAUCGAGACCCGGGUCUCUUCAGCGAAUCGUUGGCUCUGCACUCUGGGUUUGGAGAUGUUGGUGGCUUGCCUGGUCAGACACCAGGCCAGGGCCGGGGUUUCCUUGGAGAGGGGGCGUAUCAAAGUGACGAGUUUGAUUUUAUGGCGUUGGAUAAUGCUUUGAAUGAUCCUGCUAGCGUGGACUGGAGCAUGUUGGACCAAUACUUGAUGCUAGACCGGGCCGGGGAACUGUCGAUGGAUGUGUCUCUAGAAUGA